CUGAAAGUUUGUCCCCACAAGACAAGUGGUGGGAUAUAACUAAGAAUAUCUACUUAAGUACCAUAGGACUUCUGAGAACAAUUCUGAGAAAUCAUCUCAGGACGGGACCCCCUAUGUCUCCAGGGUAACGGGACUCCAGCUCAGGCAUCCGGUGUGUUAACCUCCUGGUCUGGAUGCCAUUAAUUAGACGGCGGAGGAGGAAGCAGGAGGAUAAUUUGGACUGUUGCAAUUACGCACGGGGCAGAAAUAUUCUCAGCACAUAGACUUUUUUUUAUUUAAGGCAACCAGUUUUUCAAAAUCCAUGUCAAUUAUCCUAAGUAGGUCUGUUGGCCCUUAGUGGCUGCUGCUCCUUGCCAGUGCCGAUCUAUAAACCAAACACUGCUGCUGUUGAGCGCAGGGACAGCGACGUCACGCGGUUUGGAGAGCGCGUCAGUGCGCCCUCACCGGCUCAUAAAGGCUGUGGCAUGUUUACCCAGCGGAGAGUUUGAGAGCCGAUUUGCAGAGCGCAUGUGGACUGUCACCCUUGUCCGGGGACCGAGCAAGACAAUGAAGAGGAGCAACAGAGCGGGUCUCCAUUUCUUUUCUCUAAUUUAAUAAGAUGAGAGCUUUCGUGUUAAAGCUGAUGACCUCAGGAGGAUUUUUGAAGGGAACAUUAAGAGUUUACACAGCAGAAAUGUCCACAACUGCAAGUCCAACCAUUCCUUCUUCACAGCUGACAUCGGAUCAACUCACAGUGGUCGCUGCAGCUUUUUCUUCUCUGGUGUUCUUUGUGGUUAUUGUGGUGCUGCUGUCCAUUAUUUACCGCAAGGAUCCUCAGUGCUGCAGACUCCGCUCCUAUCAGGGGCCACAUGCAGAUAUGGACGCUCCUCCUCAGUACUACAGCAGCAGACAGACGCUGGUGGGAUCUCCUUGUCUAGAACAGACUCAGAUCAUGGAUGGUAGCAACACUCAGACAGGUCAGCUGUUCUACGUCGGCCUGCCUUCCAGCUACAGCCUGCCCACUCUGGAUGCCCCCCUGCCGAGGCUCCCCUCCUACGAGAGCGUCCGAAAGAAGGACCGCCAGAGGCAGAUCCACAUGAUGAUCGCAGACCGCUUUGGCCUCAAUGGACCCAUUGUGACUGAGCCACCUCCAACAUAUGAAGAGAGUAUCCGCCAGUCUAUGGAGCUGCCGUACAACAUCCUCCCGUCUAGUUUGGACAUUUCUUCUCCUCAGAGUAUCUACACCAACACAGGGACAGACAUCCAAACUGACAUACCUCAUCCAAUCAACUCCGAUACAAACAGCAGCGUUCUACCUGUGUGAUCGAGUUCUCAAACCAUCUGGUGAAUGUGAUAAACUGUGAAAGCAUUUGAUAGCUUUUAUACAGCUGAAGUUACCAAAAGAAUACAAGGGUUGAAGAUUGAUUCUGUUGGUAUCCUUCAUCGCAUUUCUGUACAAGCUGAUUCAGAUACCUCAAGACUGACUUUAUGUUGAGAGACAUUUCAUGUUGAUCAAGCGCUGAGCAACCAAAGAGGAACUGCACACCCUGCAGGACUGGACGCAUUUUGUGGACACACUUGAAUGUUAAAGAACACUUUGUGCUCUCUGUGUGGAGAAACUAUGCUGAUGUUUUUCAAAAUUUCAAAAGAGAAACAGUGGAUAUUCAUUAACUAAGGUGGCUGGUACAUCUUGAAGAGGACAGGAAAGAAAAGGCUGCAAGAAAAUUGUGGAUUACAGGACUAAAACAUACCAAAAAGGGAACCACUAUUUACUUUAUUGAUUAAAGUGAUGUGGAUCAUACUGUGUUCAUUCAGCUUUGCUGUUUGCUCUCCUCUUUUAUUUGGAGCCAGAAGCCUCAUUGUCUGGUUUGCAAGGUUAUCAGAGACUCUGUUUUAUUAGGAUUUGCUGUAAAGCAUGUUUCUAUCCAGCUGUGCCAUAUAGCUGCAGCAUGUGGUUCAGCCUGUAAGAGGAGGAAAUAAAAAGGCGCCAAUGAGAGUGCCUUUCAUGAAGUUAUAAUAUGACAUUCAUCACAACUUAUUUAAAGGUUUCAACAAAAGGUUUUUUUAUGUUAAGGCAGACAGGCCUCAGAUUUCUCACUUUUUAAAAAAAAACAUUUAAACAUUUUUGGUAUUGAGUCUGUUUUACUCAUGACAGAAAAUGUAUUUCUCUGUCUUGUACUCCAAAAGAUUGCAAGGCUUCAAGAAGCAGAGUGAAUGUGGAAUGAAAACAAUGGAGUAAGACCAAGUUCCUUGUCAAGACCUGUUUUGCUUUACAAAACAUUCUGCGACCUGCCAUGUACAUAUGCAAAAUGUCUUCCCCGUGCAUUGUCCUGUACUGUAUUUAUUUAAGAAAAAUGAAUGACUCCUCAUUAUUUCUCUCAAAUGUAAUAAAUACUUUUAUUGUUUU
Messenger RNA from Thunnus maccoyii (southern bluefin tuna), 2386 nucleotides. RefSeq lists its product as uncharacterized. Bases 599 to 1303 code for a protein of 234 amino acids. The record is from RefSeq and is a predicted model, not a curated record. NCBI's taxonomy places the organism in Eukaryota, Metazoa, Chordata, Actinopteri, Scombriformes, Scombridae. The transcript is spliced from 6 exons.